AUGUCGAUGCAAGAGUCGGAUUCUCCUCAAACGGUCGAAUCGGUGCCGGAAAAGGUGCUGGGGAAUGAUGAGACGACUGUUUUGGCAGAUUCUGGGGAUGCCGAAUUAUUGGCUCAGCUUGGAUACAAGCAAGAAUUGAAGAGGAACUUUACUACGUUUGAGGUCUUUGGAAUUGCGUUCAGCAUCAUCAGUCUUCUGCCUUCAAUUGCGUCGACUUUGUCAUACUCCAUACCGGCGGGCCCUGUUGGCAUGGUCUGGGGCUGGUUUCUUGCAGCUGGAUUUAUAUUCUGCGUUGGUGUUGCUAUGGCAGAUCUUGCUUCUUCUAUGCCAACAUCGGGUGGGCUGUAUUGGUGGACGCAUUUCUUCGCUUCACCAAAAUGGCGAAAUCCGCUUUGUUUCCUGGUCGGGUACUCUAAUACGCUGGGCCUUGUUGGAUGUCUCUGCUCUGUGGACUAUGGGUUCUCACUCAUGUUCCUGUCAGUGAUCGUCAUAGCUCGAGAUGGGAACUGGACUCCUUCAAAUGGCACAAUUUAUGGAGUCUUCUUGAUCACAGUCAUUUGUCAUGCAAUGCUCGCAACUACUCUUCAACGAAUCAUCGGUAAACUCCAAACAGUCAGCGUCAUUAUGAACUUGAUCCUCCUCGCCGCAACAAUGAUCGCUCUACCUAUCGGACGACACUCACAGCGAAACGACGCCCAUUAUAUCUUCGCUCAAGUAGAGAAUCUCACUACAUGGCCGACAGGGUGGGCUUUUAUGCUAGCAUGGUUGUCUCCGAUUUGGACUAUUGGGGACUUUGAUUCUUGUGUUCAUAUCUCUGAAGAAGCCCUCAACGCCGCAAAGGCCGUACCGUACGGCAUCAUGAGUGCUAUUGGUGCUUCUUGGAUCCUGGGCACUUUCAUGAUGAUUGUAAUCGCAGCUUGCAUCAAUCCUAAUCUCCAAGCCGUACUGAGUAGUCCAUUCGGCCAACCCAUGGCCCAAAUAUACUACGACGCAGUCGGCAAACAUGGAGCAAUGGGCCUCAUGGCCCUCCUCUUCAUCUGCCAAUUCCAAAUGGGACUCUCUACACUCGUAGCCGUAUCCCGGCAAUCUUGGGCCUUCUCUCGCGACGGAGCUCUACCAUUCUCCCGUUUCUUCCGACCCAUCAGCACCUACUUCCCGUACACGCCCGUCCGGACAGUCUGGGGCUGCGCGAUCUUUGCCGCUAUCCUCGGGUUACUCUGCCUCAUCGCCCCCGCUGCCGCAUCCGCACUCUUCUCUCUCUGCGUAGCAGGCAACAACCUCGCCUGGCUAACCCCCAUAUUCUGCCGCGUGUACUGGGGUAAUUCCAAAUUCAAACCGGGACCCUUCUACACUGGUCGCUUUUCGAAACCCAUCGCGUGGCUCGCGGUAACGUUUCUCUCGUUCGGGAUCGUGCUGGCGAUGUUCCCCGUAGGCGGACCGAACCCGACGCCCCAGAACAUGAAUUAUACGGUGGUGAUCAAUAUGUGUGUUUGGGGAGGCAGUUUGGUGUAUUAUUUUGUGGAUGCAAGGAAGUGGUUUAAGGGGCCGAAGAUUACGUUGGAUUUGGGGACGUUGAGUGGGGAGCAGAGGGAGGCGUUGAGGGAGGAGGGGUUGGUUGUUGAGGGGGUGGGGAUGGAUGGGGAGGGUGAUAGUGGUCAGAAGGGGGAGAAGAUGGUUUGA
Messenger RNA from Mollisia scopiformis, 1680 nucleotides. Its product is annotated as gaba permease. The record is from RefSeq and is a predicted model, not a curated record. The transcript is spliced from 9 exons. Gene Ontology annotation, biological process: transmembrane transport. Gene Ontology annotation, cellular component: membrane. Gene Ontology annotation, molecular function: transmembrane transporter activity. The coding region runs from base 1 to 1680 and encodes 559 amino acids. Lineage: Eukaryota; Fungi; Ascomycota; Leotiomycetes; Helotiales; Mollisiaceae.